Molecule: messenger RNA, 1720 nt
Organism: Diprion similis
Lineage: Eukaryota; Metazoa; Arthropoda; Insecta; Hymenoptera; Diprionidae
Product: transmembrane protein 39A
Exons: 8
Coding region: 192-1574 (460 amino acids)
Cellular component (GO): membrane
Source: RefSeq, a predicted model, not a curated record
ACACUAUUAGGGUCGUGCUGCGAUCGUUUUCGUUUGAGUAUUUACAUACUGCGCGAUCACAAAUGACGAUUCGGAAUACGGAUAUUAAUUGUAUCUCCCUACGCGAUCAGCGUUGAUCAAUUCUGUUUAUAAUACUGUAAUUCAUGUAAGAAAAGACCAUUGGCUGAAAACAUACAAGCGUGGUAAUUAGGAUGCCUGGGGGAAGGCGAAACCCUGGAGGUCGUUCCAACAAUAGUAGUCGAUCUCAGCUCAACUCGAGUGGUGGAUCACACGGAGGAAACGGGGGUCCAAAUAGUUUUGGCGGAAUAGACGAUAAAAAAAUCAGUGAAAAUUGGAGUAGUCGUCCUCUUGCACCCAAACACGUACCUAUCCCUGUAGUUCCUGUCGAUGGACAAAUGUCCUUCGAAGCUUUAUCAUUGGGUAUUUCUACUGUAGCAGUUGGUCUUCAAUUACUUAAUUUGUAUCGCACUGUAUGGUGGCUACCACAAUCUUAUAAUGAAUAUACCAUGAACUUCUAUUUGAUAGAUCCGUACUUACUAGUUUUCAUUGGCACGAUGUUAGUACGCCGACUAGUUUAUGCACUGCUGCGGAGGUUGGUUGAUGCCACAGCGCCAACACGUUGGUUACCUACAGCUCAAAGAGCAAUGAGGAUAUGUCUCCUGUUAGUCGUGAUAAGUGUCCUUUGCUGGUGUCUCUACUAUAUGAGCAAAAAUCACAAUUCCAUGAAAGUCUUCUAUCUCUGUUAUCCGAGCAUAUCCAUAUACUUUCUGAUGUUUGGCGUAAGUAUCGGGCCAUUUUUUGACAUUUCUACAGCCCCUUUGUACAUCAAGGAGGAUCGUAAAACAAAGUUUGUACUUGAUAAGCCUUUGCAUAAUUGUUCGCUGAGUGCAUCUGCCAUCAGAGCUGAGGUAUUGAGCUUAAGGUCAGACUUCAAUAGGCGCUUGAAAAGAGCAUUAUUUGCAUCUUCUGGCACUGCCUAUGUGUGUGGGAUCGCACCCAUCAUAUUUGUUCCUCCGCACCUACACUUCAAUGUUUCGUGGGUAGUACAACAUAUUGUACUCUUCUGGCUGGGAAGGCUCAGUGCACACUUUGCUCAGGCAUAUCCUGUAAGGUAUUGUGAUGUGCUACAUAGAGCUGCACUGCAUCUUGGACGAUGGACUAAAGUUGAGGGUCGCAAUAACCAUAUACCAACACAAUUGUGGAAUGAUGCAGUCUUGUGGCCACACGGUUCUCUUGUGAAGCAUAAUAAAGAGCUAUACCGGUCAGAUGGUCUUUGUACUGCUGCAGAACCAGGGAAUUCUAGUCACUACAGGUUUCAUGCAUUGUUCAGUAAUCCAACGAUGCUGAUUUGCUCAUUACUCGGCCUACAAUUGUCACUGGUUGUUGUACAAUUACUAGUUCUUUUGCGUACUAUUGAAUGGUACCAAGUUCUUUCAAUGACAUUAUUGUUGGUAACGAAUUAUUACACGUUGUUUAAAUUGGCACGGGACUAUCUAGUAUGCUGGAAGGUUUACCGGGCUGAGCAGCUAGUUCAAGAAAAAACUCAAGCUGCCAUAAGCAACGUUGCUCAAUAGACUGUCACUACGUAAUUUAAGUUUAUGUGAUCUUUUGAUACUGUGCAUGAAUUAUAUUUAGUUAACUUAUUAGACGUUUCGACGAUGAAUAAUACAAUGCUUUUUCAAAGAAAACUCCUUUCAUACCUUACUACCUUUAUCCUAUC